AUGGCCAGAGCUCUGUGUCUACAUCGUGCCCUCUGGCUUCUGGAGUGGGUGCAGCUGCUCUUGGGACCUGGUGCUGUGCCUCCAACCUGGGCCUUGAACCUGGAUUCAGUGCAGCUCACCAUCUACACAGGCCCUAAUGGCAGCCACUUUGGGUUUUCACUGGACUUCUACAAGAACAGCAAUAGGAGUGUGUCCGUCGUGGUGGGCGCCCCACGGACCCUGGGCCGCAGCGAGGAGGAGACCGGCGGCGUUUUCCUGUGCCCCUGGAAGGCCGAGGGCGGCCAGUGCAUCUCGCUGCCCUUCAACCUCUAUGAUGAAACGCAAAGCAUAGGCACCCAAACUUUCCAGACCUUCAAGGCCGGGCAAGGACUCGGGGCGUCGGUCGUUAGUUGGAGAGACAGCAUUGUGGCCUGCGCCCCCUGGCAGCACUGGAACGUCCUAGAUAGGAACGAAGAGGAGGCUCAGAAGACGCCCGUAGGUGGCUGCUUCGUGGCUCAGCUCCAAAACGGCGACCGCACAGAGUACUCGCCCUGCCGGGCCAACAAAAUGAGCCAGUUUUACGAGAGAAAUUAUUUCAGAGAGGACAGGCGUUACUGCGAAGCCGGCUUCAGCUCGGUAGUCACUCAGGCUGGGGAGCUGGUGCUUGGGGCUCCUGGCGGCUACUAUUUCGUAGGUCUCUUGGCGCGGGCUCCAAUCGCCGAUAUCAUCUCGAGUUACCGCCCAGGCAACCUUUUGUGGCACGUGCGCACCCAGUUCACCUACGACCACAGUCACUUACAAUACUACGACGGCUACCGGGGGUACUCGGUGGCCGUGGGCGACUUCGACGGAAAUCCCAACACUACAGAGUAUGUCUUCGGUGCCCCCACCUGGAGUUGGACCCUGGGAGCGGUGGAAAUUUUGGACUCCUACCACCAGAUGCUGCACCGGCUGCAUGGAGAGCAGAUGGCUUCAUAUUUUGGGCACUCAGUGGCCGUCACUGACGUCAAUGGGGAUGGGAGGCAUGACCUCUUGGUGGGUGCACCACUGUACAUGGAGAGCCGUGCUGACCGCAAGCUGGCCGAGGUGGGGCGUGUGUACUUGUUCCUGCAGACUCGAGGCGCCCGAAUGCUGGGGGCCCCCAACCUCCUGCUGACUGGCACACAGCUCUAUGGGCGAUUUGGCUCAGCCAUUGCACCUCUGGGCGACCUCAACCGGGAUGGCUACAACGAUGUUGCAGUAGCUGCCCCCUACGGGGGUCCCAGCGGUCAAGGCCAAGUGUUGGUGUACCUGGGUCAGAGUGAGGGGCUUAACCCAUCCCCCUCCCAGGUCCUGGAUAGCCCCUUCCCCACAGGCUCUGGCUUUGGCUUCUCCCUUCGAGGUGCCACAGAUAUCGAUGACAACGGAUACCCAGACCUGCUUGUGGGAGCUUACGGGGCCAGCAAGGUUGUGGUAUACAGGGCUCAGCCAGUGGUGAUGGUCACUGUCCAGCUGAUGGUGCAAGAUUCAUUGAACCCUGCCGUGAAGACUUGUGUCCUGUCCCAGACCAGGACCCCAGUGAGCUGCUUUAACAUCCAGAUGUGUGUGGGAGCCACUGGGCACAACAUUCCCGAGAAGCUGCACCUGAAGGCCGAGCUGCAGCUGGACCGGCAGAAGCCCCGCCAGGGCCGGCGGGUCCUACUGCUGGACUCUCAGCAGGCGGGCACCAUCCUGGACCUGGAGCUGAGAGGCAGACACAACCCCAUCUGCUCCACUGCCAUGGCUUUCCUCCGAGAUGAGGCCGACUUCCGGGACAAGCUAAGCCCUAUCGUGCUCAGCUUUAGUGUGUCCCUGCCGCCGGAGAAGGAUGGAGGAGCCCCUGCUCUCGUGCUGCAUGGAGACACCCACAUCCAGGAACAGACCCGCAUCAUUCUGGACUGUGGGGACGAUGACCUGUGUGUGCCGCAGCUGCAGCUCACUGCCAGCAUGAAGGGCUCCCCACUCCUAAUUGGAGCAGACAACGUGCUGGAGCUGCGAAUGGAUGCAGCCAAUGAGGGUGAGGGAGCCUAUGAGGCCGAGCUGGCUGUGUUCCUGCCUCCUGGUGCCCACUACAUGAGGGCUGUCAGCAACAUGGAGGGGUUUGAAAGACUCAUCUGUAACCAGAAGAAGGAGAAUGAGACCAAGGUGGUGCUGUGUGAACUGGGCAACCCCAUGAAGAGUAACGCCCAGAUAGAAGUCACGAUGUGGGUGAGCGUGGGGAAGCUGGAAGAGGCUGGGGAGCAGGUGUCCUUCCUGCUACAGAUCAGGAGCAAGAACAGCCGGAAUCCAAAUAGUGAGAUGGUGGAGCUGGAUGUGCCAGUCCGGGCAGGGGCCCACGUGGAGUUGAGAGGGAAUUCCUUUCCAGCCUCCCUCGUGGUGGCUGGGGAAGAAAGCAAUGGGCAGAACAGCUCUGACAGCUGGAGCCCCAAAGUGGAGCACACCUACGAGCUCCACAACAAUGGCCCUGGUACUGUAAGUGGUCUCCGCCUCAACCUCUACCUCCCCAGCCAGUCCCAGGCCUCAGACCUGCUCUACAUCCUGGAUAUUCAUCCGCAGGGAGGCCUUCAGUGCGCCUCAGAGCCCUCUCCCAAUCCCCUCCAGCUGGAAUGGAGGCUGCCCACCCCCAGCCCUUCCCCAGCCCAUCACAAGCGGGAUCGCAGACAGGCAGUCCUGCCGGAGGAGAAGCAGCCCUCAAGGCUCCAAGAUCCAAUCUUGGUGAGCUGCGACUCGGCGCCCUGUACUGUGGUGCAGUGUGAGCUGCAGGAGAUGGCGCGCGGGCAGCGGGUCAUGGUCACGGUGCUGGCCUUCCUGUCACUGCCCAUCCUCCAAGAGAGGCCCCUGGAUCAGUUUGUGCUGCAGUCGCACGCUUGGUUCAACGUCUCCUCCUUUCCCUACUCCGUGCCUGCCCUCAGCCUGCCCAGCGGGGAAGCUCAGGUGCAGACGCAGCUGCUUCGGGUCUUGGAGGAAAGAGAGAUUCCAAUGUGGUGGGUGCUGGUAGGUGUGCUGGGCGGCCUGCUGCUGCUCACAUUCCUGAUCCUGGCCAUGUGGAAGGUUGGCUUCUUCAAGCGGAAUCGUCCACCCUUAGAAGAAGAUGAUGAAGAGGAGUGAUGAGCCCACACAUCUCUGUUCUGGCAGCAAGGCUGGGUGUGAUGUUGUGUCCCUUCUCCAAUGAGUGCCCCCCCAUCUCUGGUUACCCAAGGCUGGGAGGGUGACAUUCUAAUAGUGGAGAUGGAGAUCAGAUGGACCCUGAGUCAUCUACUUGGGCCAGCAUCUCUCUCUGCCU
This is a messenger RNA of Budorcas taxicolor (takin), 3280 nucleotides long. It is a transcript of the gene ITGA2B, whose product is annotated as integrin subunit alpha 2b. The transcript is spliced from 30 exons. The record is from RefSeq and is a predicted model, not a curated record. Gene Ontology annotation, cellular component: integrin complex; external side of plasma membrane. The coding region runs from base 1 to 3105 and encodes 1034 amino acids. Gene Ontology annotation, molecular function: integrin binding. Gene Ontology annotation, biological process: cell-cell adhesion; integrin-mediated signaling pathway; cell adhesion mediated by integrin. NCBI's taxonomy places the organism in Eukaryota, Metazoa, Chordata, Mammalia, Artiodactyla, Bovidae.